AUGGCUGACAAGGAAGCAGCCUUUGACAAGGUGGUGGAAGAAGGCGUGACUAACAACGAGUACAAAAUAUGGAAGAAGAACAGCCCUUUUCUUUAUGAUUUGGUGAUGAGUCAUGUCCUGGAGUGGCCCAGCUUAACUGCCCAGUGGCUUCCAUAUGUGACCAGACCUGAAGGGAAAGAUUUCAGCAUUCAUCGGCUUGCCCUGGGAACACACACAUCGGAUGAACAAUACCACCUGCUGAUAGCCAGUGUCCAGCUCCCCGAUGCUACCGCUGAGUUUAAUGCAUCCAAUUAUGACAAUGAAUUUGGAGGUUUUGGUUCUGUUAGUGGGAAAAUUGAAACAGAAAUCAAGAUCAACCGGGAAGGAGAAGUAAACAGGGCCCCAUACAUGCCUCAGAACCCUUGCGUCGUUGCAACAGAGCCUCCAUCCAGUGAUGUGCUUGUUUUUGACUACACAAAGUACCCUUCUAAAUCAUGUCCUUCUGGAGAGUGUAAGCCAGCUUUGUGUCUCCAUGGGCUUCAGAAGGAAGGUUGUGGGUUUUCUUGGAAUCCAAAUCUCAGCGGGCACUUACUUAGUGUUUCAGAUGACCAUGCCAUCUGCCUACUGGGCAUCAGUGCAGUUCAAAAAGAGGGGGAAGUGGUGGAUGCAAAGACCAUCUUUACAGGGCAUGCAGCAGUACUUGAAGGUGUUUCCAGGCAAGAUAAUUUAUGUUAUUUGUAA
Apodemus sylvaticus (European woodmouse) is the source of this 720-nucleotide messenger RNA. Its product is annotated as histone-binding protein RBBP4-like. Lineage: Eukaryota; Metazoa; Chordata; Mammalia; Rodentia; Muridae. Gene Ontology annotation, cellular component: NuRD complex; ESC/E(Z) complex; nucleus. The record is from RefSeq and is a predicted model, not a curated record. Gene Ontology annotation, molecular function: histone binding. Bases 1 to 720 code for a protein of 239 amino acids. Gene Ontology annotation, biological process: regulation of gene expression. The transcript has a single exon.